Molecule: messenger RNA, 366 nt
Organism: Echinostoma caproni
Lineage: Eukaryota; Metazoa; Platyhelminthes; Trematoda; Plagiorchiida; Echinostomatidae
Source: the annotation of a GenBank genome assembly
AUGGGCUACCUGGACCAAGUCACAGAAAAGCUAGAUGAGAGCCGUAACAUUGGUGUUUGCUACAUCGAUUUUAACGAGGGUGACAUCUUCGUGGCUAAACUAGAAAGGAGCACGCUGAGUCAAGCUAUUGGAGGAUUAGCUCAUUAUAGCAGAUAUAUGGAUGAUAUCUUCUGUGUGACCAAUCGUGAACAUAACAUCCAACAGAUUUUGAAAUUGUUUAAUGAAGCACAUCCCUCACUGGAGUUCACUGUAGAGGUUGAAGCGAACAACAACUUGGCCUUUUUGGAUGUAGCCGUGUCCAGAAAAGAAGAUGGAUCAGUCAGAAGACAUUCACAGAAAGAAGAUAUGGAAUGGCCAAUAUACUAA